Bufo gargarizans (Asiatic toad) is the source of this 1439-nucleotide messenger RNA. Its product is annotated as protein kinase C delta type-like. Bases 1 to 1191 code for a protein of 396 amino acids. Gene Ontology annotation, molecular function: ATP binding; protein kinase activity. Lineage: Eukaryota; Metazoa; Chordata; Amphibia; Anura; Bufonidae. The record is from RefSeq and is a predicted model, not a curated record. The transcript is spliced from 8 exons. Gene Ontology annotation, biological process: protein phosphorylation.
AUGGUGCAACGCGCCUUCAAGAAAUGUGGCAUUAGUAAUGCUAUGGAUGGCAGAGAAGACAGCGCUUUGUAUGAGGACAGCAGUGAUGGUGAUGACUGCGAACUCAGUGAUGAUGACAAUGUCUACGCUGAUAACCUCACACCAGCUACAGUUGAAGCUCUGUUUGGACAUACAGACGAUGAGGAAUCCGGAAACAGCAAUGGUCGGCCAUCCCACCCCACCAGCACCAUCUCUAACAACAUCCAGAGAUUCAUUUUCCACCAUGUGCUUGGUCGGGGAAGUUUUGGAAAGGUGGUGCUGGCAGAGGACAAGUUUAACCACCAGCAAUUUGCUGUAAAAGUCAUCACAAAGAGAGACCUGCUUGCUGAAGGAGAAGAGCACGCAAUGGUGGAGCGGCGAGUGUUACAACUUGCAUCUGGCUGCCCCUUCCUUCUUCAUGGCACAUUUGCAUUCCAGACCAAGGAGCUUGUUCUACUUGGAAUGGAAUAUGUCACCUGUGGAGAUUUCCACCAACUCCUGCGGAGGAAGGGGCGUCUUGACAUCCCCAGUGCAAGAUUCUACGCCGCAGAACUUGUGUGUGGAAUUCAAUAUCUGCAUUCUAAGGGCAUCAUCCACCGAGAUCUCAAGCCUUCCAACAUCCUGGUGACUGAAACGGGCCAUAUUAAGAUUGCCGACUUCGGUCUGGCACUUGAGAACAUCUAUGGAGACCGAACAGCCACAGAAUACACUGGAACACCGGGCUUCAUGGCUCCUGAGAUCCUGGCUGCGGAGGAGUACAAUGCUGGAGUAGACUGGUAUGCAUUUGGCAUCAUCUUGAACAUCAUGAUUACCAACAGCCACAAAUACCAGCGAGGACUAUUCAAUGCCUCCAGCAAAGAGGCAAAGAACAUCAUUAAAAAGCUCCUCCGGGAAGAUCCUACCAGGCGUCUCGGAGUCAAUGGCAACAUCAGAGCCCACAGGUUUUUUCAGUGUAUUGACUGGGACUCGGUGGAAGCCCUUAGGAUGCGUCCACCACACAUUUCUAAACCACCAAACAACAUCCAGCGUGGCUCAAGACCAUUCAAUCUCCAAAUCCUGGAAGCAGCAGAGGCUAGCAACUUGGCCAUGUCAGCAAACCACCAGGCCUUAUUCACAGGGUUUUCAUUUACCAACAUCAGCUGGAAAACCCCAGACCAUCCACCAGCUCUUUAAUACCAUCAGAGCAAGCUGUCUUCCUAAGCCCCAAGUAGAGCUUCAGAAAGGAGAAGAUCAAGAUGGGCAAGCCGGACCUGGACAAGCAGGCAAGAAACAUCAUCAUCACAAGACUAAAGUCAGGAUCAGGACCUCAAAGGAACACCAGAGAUAUUCCUGUUCAAGAGGAUGGCCACAGAGAUGGAUGACACCAAAGAGGUAAGUACCCUUGGGGAAAUAUUAUUUGGCAUUAUGAUGUGCCUGGACAU